AUGCGGGUGGCACCCAGGGUGCUCUUCCUCGUCCGCGACGCCGCAGGAUACGGCGCGGCCCUCGCCGACGCGCUCCGUCCGCGGCCCGGGCUAACGAGGGAGUCCUCGCCCUUAGAGCUCCCCCUCGGCAAGUACGGCCUCGACGGAGAGAAGGCGUCCGGCGAGCUCCUGAGCUUUUCCGAUUCCGGUGGCUCUCCACAGGUGUCCAUUUUUGUUCUGCCAGACUAUAAGCCCCCUCUUGCAGCAUGUGUUGUAAAUGAGGUCUUGGAACUGAUUUCUUCUGAAGCUACCUCCACUGAGCGAGUUCUAAUUGUCCCAUUCAACACAAGAUCUUCAAGCUAUCAUCGUGGAAUGGAACAUGCAACAAAAGCAUCGCCUGUACUUCAUGGUGCUGAAAUAGGGGCAACAACUGACUAUACUCACUCGUUUGUUGGUGGGACCACUAAACCUCCUACAUCCUUGCAAAUACGUAGUGAACCAAUAUUAUGUUUGCUGGAAAUGGUGCGCGUGUUGAAGAUGCCUACAGUUCUUCUUGUCACUUCUGGUGGGCAGCAGCAAGGCAAGAGCUCUACAGUUUCUGAUCUUGAGGUACUGCAAUGCUUAGGAGAGCACUUGACCAAGCACAUGGCUUUGGAGUUCUCCAGAGAAACUGUUAUCAAGAGAGGGAUCGAAAAAUCACCAAUUGAUCAGGAGCCCUGGCGCGAGCUGUAUGGGUGA
Molecule: messenger RNA, 717 nt
Organism: Miscanthus lutarioriparius
Lineage: Eukaryota; Viridiplantae; Streptophyta; Magnoliopsida; Poales; Poaceae
Source: the annotation of a GenBank genome assembly